This is a messenger RNA of Dentiscutata erythropus, 1098 nucleotides long. Lineage: Eukaryota; Fungi; Glomeromycota; Glomeromycetes; Diversisporales; Gigasporaceae. The record is from the annotation of a GenBank genome assembly.
AUGAGUGAAAAUAUUAAAAACCUUUAUGUUCGAGAAACAGAAACACGAAAUGAACCAAAACCUCAUAUUGUUUAUCGUGUUGAGGUGCAUGCAGAAGUUAGAACUUGGUCUAUUUGGAAACGUUAUAGUGAAUUUGACGAAUUAAAUGAUAAAUUUAUACGACUUUUUCCAAAUAACCCACCACCUUUUGAAAUUCCGGCAAAGCACAUCUUUCAAUCAACUUUAGGGAAUCCAGUGCUGGUUGAGGAAAGACGAAGAGGCUUAGAAGACUAUUUAAGGGGUAUUUUAUUUCAUAAAGAUGAUCGUUGGAGAGAGACAGAAGAAUGGAAAGAAUUCUUAUCGAUACCAACUGGAAGGCCCCUUGACACUACGACUAUGUACUCUUCAGAAAGUUGGCUUGAUGAAUAUCAUCAAGUACAGGCUUUAACCAAAGAAAUUCGGUCACUUAUUAACCGUCGUGAAACACAUAUUGCACGUAAUGAAGUUCAAGCAUCACAUAAUUGUAGUGUGCAAGCAAAGAAGAGCCUGACAACGCUUGGAGUUCGAACAUCUCAACUUGAAAGUGGACUUAUAGGAUUGGCAAAAGGAACAGGAAGAGAUGGAAAAAUCAUGUCAGAAGGAGAGUUGAGAAGACGGCAAGAUCUUUUAAAUGAUCUCAAAGACGAAAAAGAUACGUUAACAAAGCUUGUAAUGGCAAACCGACCAGAUAUUAAUAAAGCUACGAAACCAGCUAGUUCAGUUGAUCGAGCAGCUUUAUUCCGAACGCCAUCUAGACAGCACUCGCAUCCACAAGUUUUCCAAAAAGCACCACCAACGUCACGACGAGUGUUUGGUAACACUCGAGCUAUGACAGUUAUGCCAGCAGAAACAGAAGUAACUCGAGGAUUAGAUAAUGAGGGUCUUGUCGAAUUGCAAAGAAAAACCAUGGAAGAUCAAGAUCGACAUGCUGAACAAUUUAGUUCUAUAUUGAACAGACAUAAACACAUUGGAGUUGCCAUUGGUCAAGAAUUGGAAUUUCAGAACAGACUGUUGACUGAAUUGAGUGAAAAUGUUGAUCAAACAGCAAACAAACUAAGAAUUCGUCUAAAACUUCUUUGA